Molecule: messenger RNA, 1935 nt
Organism: Penaeus vannamei (Pacific white shrimp)
Lineage: Eukaryota; Metazoa; Arthropoda; Malacostraca; Decapoda; Penaeidae
Source: RefSeq, a predicted model, not a curated record
AUGGUGCAAGUAUCAACGAUUCAGAGCCCUCGACAGACCGCCCUCGAGUCACGGGCUUUCUCGAGCCUCCAGGAUGCACAGGAGACGAAGGAAGGAACUGCAGAUAAUGCCGAUAAUGAGCGUGCGAGGGCGCCAGGAGGAGAACCGAAGGCCGAGCCAAACCCGAACGCAAAGUGUGAGGGUGCGGCUGUGGGUUUCCGGUGGCAUGUCAGACACACGCUGGCACUGGUCGGCUUUUUGUCAUUCGCGCUGGCAUCGGCUGUACGUGUCAGCUUGUCCGUCGCCAUCGUUGCCAUGGUUCAGCCGACGACGGUGGCAGCAGAAGCGAAAGGAGGGAAUGGCACAGACGCGGUGGAGGUUUGUCCCGGCGGAGAGGAGGCAGCGGAGGGAGCUGUCGGGAGUGGGGGGAGCGGAGAAUUCGCGUGGGACGAGCGAACGCAGGCUCGUCCUGGCAGCUACUUCUACGGCUACGUGGUCACCAACGUGCGGGGCGGGCGGGCGGCGGGAGCGGCUGGGGGGGGUCCGUGUUCGGGGUGGGGAUCGCCUCAGCGCCGCCCUCACCCUCCUCGCGCCCGCCGCUGCCAGGCUCUCCACGGCGCUGUUCGUGGGCGUGAGGGUACUCGUGGGCGCCGUGUGGGUGUUGUUGUUCCGUCCAUGAACAGCCUGCUCUCCCACUUGGGGUCCCCCCGGCGCCCCAGGGCCAAGUUCUCCACCAUUUGUGUUCCCGCUGAUGACUUGCAUAGUCAACAGGAGUGCUCUGAGAUUGACAAAGUCUCCCAGAUGACUCUUUGCACAUAUUUGAUAGUGUACUUUCGGCGAAGAGGCAAGACACACCUGCCAGGCGUACGAAACAUUGCGAUCAUUAGUAAAUUUUCAAGUUACAUGAAAAAUUGUGGUCCUUUCGGCGAAGAGGCAAGACACACCUGCCAGGCGUACGAAGAAUUGUGGUCAUUGAACCUAGACUUCGGUUUAAGAUUUCGUCCUGUGAUCGAAGCUUUUUCAGGAUGUUGCAGCGAGGAUUCUGAUAACAAAUUUCCACGCGGUUUUGCAGUUAUCUAUGGUUUAAAGAAUCAGAAACCGGGACCCUUUCCGUGGAGGAGUAUGAUGACGUCACUUCCGGUCUGGUCGCUCAUAAUAGUGCACGUCGGCCAUAACUGGGGUUCCUAUACCCUCAUGACGCAGAUACCGACGUAUUUGAAGAAUAUUCAGCAUUUUGAUAUGAAGAGUAACGGCCUGCUCUCUGCCUUGCCCUACCUGGCCAUGUGGCUCUUCAGCAUAGGGUUCAGCAUGGUCGUGGAUGCCAUGUCCUCCAGGCUGUCUAUACUCAACGUUAGGAGGAUUGCCAUGGCCAUAGCUUCGUACGGCCCCAUGUUCGGCCUGGUGGCGAUGUGCUUCGUCAACUGCGACGGCGUGAUGGCCAUGGCGGUCCUUUGCACCGUCGUGGGCAUCAGCGGCUCCUUGUACUCGGGCUACAUGUGCUCCCACCAAGACCUGGCCCCGAAUUUCUCAGGGACGCUGUUCGGGGUCACCAACACCCUGGCCAACAUCCCGGGUUUUGCGGCGCCUCAGCUCACGGGCGCCAUCACCAACGGGAAUCAAACCCUCGGCGCCUGGAGGAGAGUGUUCCUGCUGUCGGCUGCUAUCUACUUCGUCAGCUGCACUGUCUAUCUCCUCUUCAUCAGCGCCGACGUGCAGCCUUGGAACGAGCCGCGAAGGGAGGGAAAAAAGGACGAAGACGGAGAAGCGCCCCCUGACGUGAUAAUAAAAGCGGAAAAGGCAACAGACACUUGAUUUCUUUCUCCGGUAAAAAGGCGGACUAAGCAUUCCACACGUGAGCGAGGGAAUAUAUGUGAAUGUGUUUGUGUGUCUGUUUAUAUGUAUUGAUAUAUAUAUACAUUGCAUAUAUAUGUCUAUAAUGAUUGUAUGUCUAUAUAU